AUCGUGGUACGUCCGACAGUACCUACGUACAUUCUAUUGAUUUUUAUCGUUUUUAUUGUACUCGUACAACAAGAAUGAAGAUCUACACGAUUAUACGUUCAGCCUUUACAAAAUUGACAAAUAUAUUUAUAAUUGAUGAAUUUGAAGAUAGAAAGUCAUUUACUAACGCAGUGAAGUUUGGACAUAGCGCAAGACUCCGCAUCAGCGACGAUAAAACCAUGAAACUGAUAGACUUGUACGAGAAGGAAGAGUGCCUCUGGAACGUCUCCUCUGAGUCGUACAAGAACAGGCUGGAGAGACACCUCGCCGUUAGGAGAAUAGCGGAGAAGGUCAAGAUCAAGCGCUUCACUUCGCUAGACGUGAUCAUGAAGUUAAGUAAUCUGAGGAACUCCUACUGCCAGGAGCUGAAGAAGAUUGCUGACAGCGUGAGCGCGGGGGAGAACCCCCCCUACAGGCCCAAGGUGUUCUGGUUCAAGAAGAUGAACUCGUUCCUGCGACCUCACUUGAAUCCGCAGCUACAGACGGGCGAUUUGCUUCCAGACAACGUAUGUGUAAAAAAAGAACCAAUCGAACAGGAGCUUUCAGUGAAGCUUUCAAAUCCAGAGGACGUUUUUGUUGAAGAUUCUAAUUACUCCAGCGAAAGCGAAGGGUCCGAAGAAGACGCACUGCUAACUAAACGUUCGAGAAACUCGUCAACUGUUUCUAAGAGACCCGAAAACCCGAUAGAGGAAUCCCAAGAAGACCCCAAUGACCUUCCGCGGAUGAUGAAGGACAUAUCGUCGCAUAUUCUGAAGACGAAUCAGAAGAUGGACAGUUUUGACAGCUUCGGGACAUAUGUGGCCUCCAUGAUGAGGAGUAUGCCUGUACAGAAGGCCGUGGAGGUGCAGCUGCGGAUUGUGGAAAUGCUUGUGUCCGCGAAGAAUGGGCAAACGUUAAUUAAUUUUAACUUUUAACAGUUUGUAUGAAUGAUAUUGUGUGGAUGUUUACUCUUUCAAACUCACUCUGAUUUGACAGAAAAUUAGAAUGGAUUAUUUGGAUUGACACUUAAGCUACUUUUAAUCCUGGAAACAUCCAUGGUUCUCGGGAGCUUUGUAAAAAACUGAAUUUGCCGCGGACGUGUUCUAGUCUUAAACCCGAACGUUGAUUACGAUUUUCGUGUUACGCAUAUCUUCCAUGAUACGAUUUACAGAUUAAAUCGAUUUACGGAUUUCAUCUUGUAUUUUAUUUUAUUUAUUCCCUCCAACCUUUCAAAUUCAUCCAUUGUGAUAAAUAGACGAAUAAAUUGUAAAAUUAUUACUUUUCGAAUCCAAAUAGAUAUUCUUGCCACCAUUCCAUGCGGGCAAGAAUGGUGGGUAGGUAAAGCUCUUAGGAGACGUUUUCUUAAUACAUUUUGUCUCUUUUCACGUCGAAUCGAAUAUUGUACCUUGAUAAUUAAUGUACCACUGAACCUAAGUGAUCUUCCGUAUGUGCAAAGGAACUAUUAAACAAGAUAUAAGCACAUAAUUACAUUCGCAAUCGCGUUCUCGGAAAGUUAAUUAAAUUUUUUCCAAGGUCGGUUGUUCUUCAGGAAAAUUACUUAUAAGUAUUACGAUUUAGGUCCUUUAAAAUUUUCCACUUCCUCAGAAAACAUUCGUCACUUCAUUUGUAGGAACAUUGGCAACGUUUCUCAUUUGUAAAG
Molecule: messenger RNA, 1678 nt
Organism: Bicyclus anynana (squinting bush brown)
Lineage: Eukaryota; Metazoa; Arthropoda; Insecta; Lepidoptera; Nymphalidae
Exons: 3
Coding region: 75-953 (292 amino acids)
Source: RefSeq, a predicted model, not a curated record